AUGGUCAACGCACUAGGAUAUAGCAAGAAAUUUAAGGAAAAAGCCUAUACAGCCAAUGGCGUCUAUUCAAGAUCAGGAAAUUUACCACUGAUCAUUACAGCACCGCAUGGCGGAUUACUGAAGCCAGAAUCAAUACCAAAUAGAAUUGGAGAUGGAAGUGCGAUACUAGGCGACAUGUAUACCAAGGAUAUUGCUCUAGGCAUUGAGCAGUUUAUCGUAGAUCAUUACGGAAAUGGCGCUCCUUAUGUUGUUGUAAAUAAUAUAUCUCGCCGAAAAGCGGAUCCAAACAGAUCAUUAGAAGAGGGUACAGAGACGGAGGCAGGUGAGCAGGUUUGGAAAGCGUACCACGGCCGAGUUAAAGACGCUGUAGAGAGUGUAUUACAGAUGAGCUUGUAUGGCCUGCUUGUGGAUAUCCAUGGGCACACACAUUCUAGUGGCAUGAUAGAGCUAGGUUACCUGCUAUCACCAGACGAGUUACGAUCUGAUAAGGCCAGACUGGACCAGGCGAUAUUAGAAAAGAGCUCCAUUCAAUCAUUGGCAAAGAGACACGUGAAGACCAAGGCACCACAUCGACUUCUCGGGUUGUUCGGUGAUUCAAUUAUGAAAUCAAGUAACAAUCAGAUUUCAGUGCUGCCAUCUUCAACCAUACCAAGCCCUCAUGAUGGGGAUUACUUUAUGGGAGGUUUCACAACGCAACACUAUCACAACUAUUGGAACGGCCUCGAUGUCGUUCAAGUGGAAAUACCCAAGCACCUUCGUUGGAACAAGGAAAACCGGCAGCAUGUCAUUAGAGCAAUUUCGCUAGCCAUUAUCAAGAUGCUCGAUCAAUAUUACCUCCACUAUAGUAAAUUAUGA
Messenger RNA from Mucor velutinosus, 855 nucleotides. It is a transcript of the gene MRPL4, whose product is annotated as 54S ribosomal protein L4 mitochondrial. The transcript is spliced from 2 exons. The coding region runs from base 1 to 855 and encodes 284 amino acids. Lineage: Eukaryota; Fungi; Mucoromycota; Mucoromycetes; Mucorales; Mucoraceae. The record is from RefSeq and is a predicted model, not a curated record.